ACUCUCUUGGUCCAUUUGAACAAGAUGUAUAUGGAUGCCACGGUAGAUUAUGGCAGAAGAAAUUGGAUCGCAAUCCAUUCCGUAGACAGCAUGCAUAUCGGCAAACUUGUCCCGCCUUGGCGCCAUUAAUGGGCUACUGUCCGACGAGCAGGACUGAAAUUUUUCCAGGCACAUUGCCGUGGUAGUGAACCUUCUUUUUGUUAUAUAGCCAUUUAGCAAUCAACCUGUACUUAAUGUAAUGCCAACAAUCACAAAAUUAACACGCAAUGAAUUUGAGCAAUCCUUAAAUGCUUUCGUGGAAACAUCACACAGAGUAGCGCUUGCAGACCAGUGGCAGCUUAAGAAAGAUCGAUUUGGUAAGCAAGUGUAUAUCACGAAGAAGCAGACGAUUGUGUGCCAGACAUCAAGUCGUCAAGCAGAGUGUUCCACCGACUUCGAGAUUUGUGACGAUGUCCCAGAUAUUGCAGAGUUAGAGUUAGCAUCUCCCGAUGCUGGUAUCAUAUGUACGGAAUACCAUAUUGUAUACUCUACUACAUACUGUGUUCCAGUACUAUACUUCAAUGCCUAUUUUUCAGACGGUUCUUUUUUGAGCAGAAAUGACCUGGAACAGCAUGUCUUCAGCAAACUUCAUGUGGAAGCACUGAGAACCAAUUCGCUCAUACAGCAAGGCGCGAUUUCACAGCAUGACCAUCCUAUCUUGGGGCAACCGUUUUUUUAUGUCCAUCCCUGUGAUACUUCGGCUUUGAUGGCACAACUACAGAUUGAAAAUGCGUUAUCAUAUAUCAUCUCCUGGCUAUCAUUCUUUGGUCCACCAGUUGGUCUCUACAUUGAUCCGAUUUAUGUGCAAAAGGAUUGGGUGAAAAUAGGGUGAUAUGAUU
Molecule: messenger RNA, 878 nt
Organism: Umbelopsis ramanniana AG
Lineage: Eukaryota; Fungi; Mucoromycota; Umbelopsidomycetes; Umbelopsidales; Umbelopsidaceae
Exons: 4
Coding region: 239-871 (210 amino acids)
Biological process (GO): macroautophagy; protein lipidation; protein modification by small protein conjugation
Cellular component (GO): intracellular anatomical structure
Molecular function (GO): Atg12 transferase activity
Source: RefSeq, a predicted model, not a curated record